Molecule: messenger RNA, 1530 nt
Organism: Cheilinus undulatus (humphead wrasse)
Lineage: Eukaryota; Metazoa; Chordata; Actinopteri; Labriformes; Labridae
Product: histone-arginine methyltransferase CARM1-like
Exons: 14
Coding region: 1-1464 (487 amino acids)
Biological process (GO): peptidyl-arginine methylation
Molecular function (GO): protein-arginine N-methyltransferase activity
Source: RefSeq, a predicted model, not a curated record
AUGGAGGAGAGGAGCCAGGAGCCGUCUGCUUUCUCUGUGAGGGUCUUCACGCUGCAGGAGGAGGCAAGGAGCGAGGAGGAGAAGGAGGACAUGGAGACCAAUGAGGAGGAGGAGGUGAUGAAGGAACAGCAGGUCAGAUUCUGCAGACAGCGAGGAGAGGAUGAGCUCACUCUGCUCCUCACAUCAGGACAGGAGGGUAACCAGCUUGUUGUUGAAGACGCUAACAGAGCAUCAGUGUUCCAGUUUACCGUUUCCACAGAGACAGACUGCUGCAGAGUCGGAGGUCAGUCCUUCCUGGUCUCCUUCGGCAGACUGAGUCUCCUUCUUGAGUUCAAAACGCCAUCAGAUUUGUUGACGUUCCAGCAGUCAUUGAAGAGAAGUAGUGAUGAGGAGACAAGGAAAAGUCCCAUAGAAAAAGGAAACAAGCAUACAGAAAGGAGGCAUGAUGCUUCUUCUCAAGGACAUCAGUUCCUUGGCUGUCUGUCUCAGCAGCAGAGCCUCCUUCAGGACUACAUGAGGAUCGCCACGUUCCACAGGGUGAUUCUUGACAACGAGAUGGACUUCAGGGACAAGGUGGUUCUGGAUUUGCGCUGUGGUUCUGGUAUUCUCUCUUUCUUUGCCGUCCAGGCGGGAGCCAGCCGAGUGUACGCCAUUGAGUCCAAACCCAUGGCCAAGUACGCCCAGAUCCUGGUCCACAGUAACAGCCUGUCAGAGAGGAUCACGGUCCUGGAGGGGGAUACAGAGGACGCCGUCUGUCCAGAGAUGGUGGACGUCAUCAUCUCUGAGCCGAUGGGACACAUGCUGCUAGGUGAUAGGCUCUUGGAUGGCUUCAUACGGGCCAGGAAGUGGCUCAAACCAAACGGUGUGAUGUUUCCCUCCUCUGCUGAUAUCCAUCUGGCCCCUUUCACUGACGAGCAGCUCUACCUCGAACACCACGCACAGGCUUCUUUCUGGCAGCAGAGAAGUUUCUUUGGCGUUAACCUGAGCGCUCUGCACGUCGCUGCGGUGGACGAGUUCCUCAGGCAGCCUAUAGUGGACACGUUUGAUGUUCAGAUUCUGAUGGCCCGAUCGAUCAAGCACAGCUUCAACUUCACAGAGACCAAACAGGAGGAUUUACACAGAGUAGAGAUUCCCUUCGUCUUCACUCUGCUGCAGCCCGGUCUCGUUCACGGUCUCGCCUUCUGGUUUGACGUCGCCUACACGGGGUCAAAGUCAGUCAUAUGGCUCUCUACGUCGCCCUCAGAGCCUCUCACCCGCUGGUCUCAGGUCAGAUGUUUGCUGCAGACGCCACUCUUUGUUAAACUCGGACAGACUCUGUCAGGAACCGUGUUGAUGGUCGCCAACAGCAGGCAGAGUUAUGACAUCCACAUCACAGCCACAGUCGACCAAUCAGGAUUCAGAUCAGGAAACAUCCUUGACCUUAAAAAUCCUUUCUUCAGGAUACCGUCCUGGUUCCACAACUGAAAACCUCCUCACUGUUGGAGAAGAAGACACCAAAGUCCAAGGAAUUUCUCUUCAUCUGGAUAGACA